This is a messenger RNA of Tarenaya hassleriana, 1870 nucleotides long. Its product is annotated as protein DETOXIFICATION 9-like. The transcript is spliced from 7 exons. Gene Ontology annotation, molecular function: antiporter activity; xenobiotic transmembrane transporter activity. Gene Ontology annotation, cellular component: membrane. Lineage: Eukaryota; Viridiplantae; Streptophyta; Magnoliopsida; Brassicales; Cleomaceae. Gene Ontology annotation, biological process: xenobiotic detoxification by transmembrane export across the plasma membrane. The record is from RefSeq and is a predicted model, not a curated record. The coding region runs from base 124 to 1590 and encodes 488 amino acids.
UCUCUCUCUCUCUCUCUCUGACCCUCCAAUGGCGUUUCUGUCUUCCACACAGUGAGACAGAGCAAAACUUCCAUCACAUACUUGAAGUUGAAGAGAGAGAAGAGCGAGCCGGCAAAUAACAAUAUGGAGGCUCCACUGCUAGUCAAAGCCGAAGAGGAAGAGAAGAAUAUAAGGUGGGAGAAGCUAAAGAAGGUAGCUUCAAUGGCGGCUCCAAUGGUGGCUGUAAACUUGUCUCAGUAUCUUCUCCAGGCCACUUCGACGAUGAUCGUCGGCCACCAGAGCGAAGUUUCCCUCGCCGGAAUCGCUCUCGCCAGCUCCUUCGCUAACGUCACCGGAUUCAGUCUCCUUUUUGGACUUUCGGGUGCGUUGGAAACGCUAUGCGGACAAGCAUUUGGAGCAAAACAGCAUCAGAAACUGGGUUCCUACACUUUCACUUCCAUAGUUUCUCUUCUCAUUGUCUGUUUCCCAGUCUCUCUCCUUUGGAUCUUCAUCAAGAAGAUCCUGUUAUCGUUUCAUCAAGACCCUCAAGUGUCAGAGAUUGCUUCCGUUUAUUGUCUUUGGCUUAUACCUGCAUUGUUCGGAUACUCUGUUCUACAGUCUCUGGUUCGGUAUUUGCAGUCACAAAGACUGAUAUUUCCUAUGGUUUUGAGCUCUUUAACCGCCCUAUGUAUCCACAUACCGGUUUGUUGGGUCUUGGUUUACUCUCUAGGGUUUGGAGCCAAAGGUGCGGCCAUAUCUAUCAGCCUUUCGCAUUGUCUUAACGCGGUUUCCCUCUGGGUUUUCGCCAAACGCUCUCGAGCUUGUGAAGAAACUCGAAUCCAAAUAUCGAAAGAAGCCUUUGGUCACAUGAAAGCUUUCUUUAAAUUGGCAGUACCUUCUGCUCUGAUGAUCUGCCUCGAAUGGUCGGCGUUCGAGAUUCUAAUCCUGCUUUCGGGGCUUCUACCGAAUGCAAAACUCGAGACAUCCGUGAUCUCUAUGAUAUUUACAACCUCGUCUUUGCACUACAAUUUGGCAAGUGCAGUGGGUGCUGCGGCCAGAAACUAUACAGGUUUCCAAAAUGUGCAGUACCAAUGUAGCAAACGAGCUCGGGGCUGGAAAUCCCGUGGCUGCUUCCGCGUCUGCGUUUCUCGCGAUUACAAUCGCAGCCUCCGAGUCGAGUAUCGUCAGCAUUGCACUCUUCUUCUUACGCGGUGUUUGGGGCUAUGCCUACAGCGAUGUGGAGGAAGUGACUCGCUAUGCCGCGGAGAUUACUCCCAUUCUCUGCGUUUCGAUAGUCAUGGACAGCGUUUCAGCCGCUCUAACGGGUAUCAUAAGAGGAGCAGGAAGGCAAGGGAUUGGAGCUUACGUGAACAUAGGGGCAUUUUAUCUGGUGGGGAUUCCGGUGGCCAUUCUCUUGUGUUUCGUCCUUCACUUGAACGCGAAAGGACUUUGGAUCGGCAUCUUCUCAGGCUGUACGCUGCAGACUGUAACCCUCCUUCUGGUUACAGCAUUCACCAGUUGGUCCGAAGAGGCGAUGAAGGCGAGAGAGAAUCUUUGAAAGCGAAACCUCCGAGGAAUGACCAAUCGGCAGCCCAAAAGGUGGCAACCUGAAAGGCUUAGGCCCAAUCGGAGAUGGGCCCCGAUAUUUGAAGGGUGGCGGGCCGGGUGGCCCAAACUGAGGUGGGCCUCGUCGAGGUCCGUGACUAAAAUGCGCGUAAUGGGAACGCGUAAAGUUGACGGGUCUACUCACAAACGCGUAGAAUAAUGGACUGAAGUCAAUAAUAAUAUUAAUUACGCAGACUCGCCCAUAUAUUAAUAUUAGUACUAAGGUAUUCAGUCACAUAAACAAUGACUAUAUUUAAUGCAUAUUUUACGAAGGUUUUUAUUUUUA